Microtus oregoni (creeping vole) is the source of this 3190-nucleotide messenger RNA. RefSeq names its product serine protease FAM111A-like. NCBI's taxonomy places the organism in Eukaryota, Metazoa, Chordata, Mammalia, Rodentia, Cricetidae. The transcript is spliced from 4 exons. The coding region runs from base 454 to 2211 and encodes 585 amino acids. The record is from RefSeq and is a predicted model, not a curated record.
UCCAUUUGGGUGGUGUCUGCAGUUGUUGGGAGAGUAAAAGAACAAAAAGAAAGAAUUCAGUGUUUCUCUUUUUGCUUUUUAAUGCUCGAGAAAGAAUACCUCUAGUGUAAAGAAUUGGUGUCUGCAGUAGCCACUGCUCCUUUUCUGAAAAUGCCUCCUUAAAUGAACUAACCCGUGUCUGAUUCUGUGUUGCAAACAGACCUGAAUGUGGUUUCCUGUCUGUGCUUCUCUCCAGCAUAAAACUGUAGGGAGUAACUACAGAGACUGACUUCCUCCCAGAUGUUCAGCAUGCUCGGCUGGUGGAGCCAAGGUUUCUGGAGGCCACGUUGGACAUUAUCAAACUCCAGCUAGAACCUCGUGUUUCUCUGUUUCUUCAGCCUUCUGUACAGGUGCUGUCUGCAAAGGUCUAGUCCAUUGGGUGUUAGAGGCAUACAUCACAGAACAUCCUACUUCAUGCAAAGAAAAAGCAUGAAAAUCCUGCGCUACUUUUCUCAGGUCCCCAAGGAGCAGAAUGAUCCCAUAAUUUCUCAAAGGAAAAUGGAAUGUAGAAAAAGACCAAAGGAGUUGGGCAAAAACCAGGACCAAAGAUCACACUGCGAUCAAAAAGCUCCACGAGUUCAGAACUCUUUCCAAAAUACAACAAUUACCAUCACCUUUGGUGUGAACCAUGCAGUCUGUGAGGUAGCAGAUAAGGGGACAGAUAGCUUAUAUGAGGCGCUGAACACCCUUGACCUUGUCAAAAGAGAGAUAGAAAGGCAGGCAGGCAAAGAAAUGCUGGUGUGUGGCAAAGAAGGAAUAGAAGGGUACAUAAACCUCGGUAUGCCCCUCCGUUGUUUUCCACAAGGCAGCCAUGUGGUCAUUACAUUUUCCCAAACUGAAAGUGAGGAGAAAGAAGACAAUGAAGUGUGUGGCCGCUUUGACCAGUCAUCUGUUGAGUGUGUUGUAUUUUACAUUCAUGCGGUCGGGAAUGGGGAGCAAAGAAUUUUGAGGUGCAGGGAACUUCACGAGGAGGGCACCAAACUCUGUGUCUAUGGCUUCAAAGGAGAGACCAUCAAGACCACUCUGCGGAAGGAUGGCAGGUUUCUCUCUUUUGUAGAGAGUGACCAUUGGAAACUUAUUACCAAUGACACCAUCGUAGCAAACAGCCAGCCAGUUGAUGUCUUAGAGGGUAAGCUCUUUCAGAUUGAUGUUGAGAGAAAGAAGAGCCCUUGGAAGGCAGUGGCAACUCAGAAAUCUGAGUUAGAGGACAGAAACUUCACGAUAUUAAAAGAAUACAUUGUGAAUUUGUACCUCACAUUAAAAAGAGAACGGGAAGAACUGAGAACAUACAUCAAGGAAGAGAGUGAGAAAAGAGAGAACACUUCCUUACUCAAAGCACAUAGAGAAAACUUCAGGAAGCUGACCCAAAGCUCCAUCCCAGGUAAAGUCCUCAAACUUCUUUCCCAGCUCAGUGACUCAGUUGGGUUCAUAGUUUGGAACAACAAUGGAAACAGGGGUAGUGCUACUUGCUUCCUUUUUAAAGGGCUGUACAUUUUCACUUGCCGACAUGUAAUAGAUGACGUAGUAGGGGAAGGCAUAGAGCCAAGUAAGUGGGCAGAUAUAAUUGGGCAGUGUAUAAGAGUGACGUUUGAUUUUCAAGUGUUCCCUGUCAAAGAAGACAGCUAUCAUUUUGUUGAACCUUGGUUUGAGGUGUCUGAUGUCACUCUUGACUAUGCUGUCCUGAAACUGAAGGAAAGAGGACAGCACAUCCCUACAGGACUCGGUAAUGGAACACCUUCUGAAUCACUUAGUGGAUUUCUGUUUAUGAUUGGUCAUCCAGAUGGAAAAUACAAGGUUGUUGAUGGUUGUACUGUGAUGCCUGAAGGCAAGCAAAGAAGGGAAUGUGAGGAUAUUCGUGGAAGAGAAGCAGUGGGUAGCUGGGAUCCUUUGCAGUAUAUCUAUAUGUACACCCAAAGAAGUUUCCAGGAAAAAGUCCAUGAACCUGGUGUGGUUGCCUGGGAUAACACUUUUUAUUGUGGGUCUUCGGGAUCUCCUGUAUUCGAUUCUAAAGGGUCACUGAUAGCCAUGCACACUGUUGGCUUCAUUUGUGAGUAUGAAAGUGGGGUUUCCGGUAUCGUUGAGUUGGGAUCUUCAAUGAAACACAUCCUUGAUGAUAUUAAGCAAAAACAUGACAAAUGGUACAAUGAAAUCUGUGUUUUCAACAGGAUGUAGAAAUACUGAGUCUGAGAAUUCCAUUUCCUAUUUGGUGUAGGAAGUCCUACAGCCAGUGGUUACCUGCCCACUGGGGCGUUGACUCCUGUACUAUAUAAGCCAAUGUAGAGGAUGCCUCUGCUCCCUUUUUCUGGCUGCGGUAUUUGGUUGCUGUUCUCCUUUCAAGCAGAGAAUUCUAAUUAGUGAGUCUACCCCCUAAGUAGAUAAGCAUCUAUUUCUGAAUUCUGAGCCAGUGUGGGAUUUUUUUAAGCAUCCUUCUUUACCUAUUGUUAAAGCAGUUGCCUCUGCAUUGUUUUUGUGUAGGCAAUGAUAAUAUAUUUUUUGGACUUUUAGAUGGCGAUUUUUCUUUCAUGUAUAAUUGAUGUUUUAGUCUAUGUCGUAUAUAUACCAUGCAUUUUUGAUUGAAAAUAAUUUUUUGGUGUAUUCUGAUCACAGUUUCUCCUCUCUCAACCAGUCCCGGAUAAUCGCCAUCUUCCCACCCACCCAAAUCCACACUAUAUUUUUCUUUCUCCGAUAAGAAAACAAGCAUUGGUGAGCUCCCAUUAGAUCAGCCCCACCGUCUCAGUGGGUGGGCGCACACCUCGCCCACCCAAAUCCACACUAUAUUUUUCUUUCUCCGAUAAGAAAACAAGCAUUGGUGAACUCCCAUUAGAUCAGCCCCACCGUCUCAGUGGGUGGGCGCACACCUCGCAGUCCUGACUUCCUUGCUCAUGUCCUCCCUCCUCAUUUGGACCUUGGGAGCUCAGUCCAGUGCUCCCUGGUGUAGCUGAUCUAAUGGGUGCCCACCAAAGCAAGCUGGACUGGCACUGAUGGAACAUCUGAUCAAACCGGUCUCCCUAAACGUGUCAGACAAGGAGGCCUGACUGAGAAGCCAAGGACAAUGGCACUGGGUUUUGAUCCUACUGCACGUACUGGCUUUGGGAGCCUAGUAUGUUUGGAUGCUCAGCUUCCUAGACCUAGAUGGAGGGAGGACCUUGGA